Messenger RNA from Osmerus eperlanus (European smelt), 3933 nucleotides. RefSeq names its product rho-related GTP-binding protein Rho6. The record is from RefSeq and is a predicted model, not a curated record. The transcript has 5 exons. NCBI's taxonomy places the organism in Eukaryota, Metazoa, Chordata, Actinopteri, Osmeriformes, Osmeridae. Gene Ontology annotation, molecular function: GTPase activity; GTP binding; protein kinase binding. The coding region runs from base 112 to 810 and encodes 232 amino acids. Gene Ontology annotation, biological process: small GTPase-mediated signal transduction. Gene Ontology annotation, cellular component: cytosol.
CAUAUGAGAACAGCAUCAUUCUGAGCGCACGGACCGAGGACUUACAGUUGCAGGUUUCCUUUGCUUGUCAAUUCGUCUAGUUUUAUUCCGUAGGCUAUUUUGAAUUUCACAAUGAAGGAGAGGAGACUUACCCAGCCUUUUGUGGCGAGAUGUAAACUUGUGUUAGUUGGAGACGUUCAAUGCGGAAAAACGGCAAUGUUGCAAGUCUUGGCCAAGGACUGCUAUCCAGAGACCUAUGUUCCAACAGUGUUUGAAAAUUACACAGCCUGUCUUGAGCUUGAGGACCAGCGCGUGGAGCUUAGUCUUUGGGACACCUCAGGCUCUCCAUAUUAUGACAAUGUGCGACCCCUCUGCUACAGUGACUCAGACGCGGUUCUUCUAUGUUUUGACAUCAGCAGACCGGACACAGUGGACAGUGCACUGAAGAAGUGGAAGACAGAGAUCCUUGAUUUCUGCCCCAGCACACGCAUCCUCCUGAUUGGCUGUAAGACAGACCUGCGCACAGACGUAUGCACGCUGAUGGAGCUGUCCAAUCAGAAGCAGACUCCCAUCUCCCAUGAGCAGGGUUCAUCCAUGGCUAAGCAGUUGGGAGCGGAGGCCUACCUGGAGUGUUCAGCUUUCACCUCAGAGAAGAGCAUCAACAGUGUGUUCCGCACAGCAGCCUUGGCCUGCCUCAACAAGCUGCAGCCCUCAUCCAAACCUAGUCCCACCCGACGCCUCUCCAAGAGGCUCCUCCACCUGCCCAGCAAGUCUGAGUUGCUCUCCUCCACCUUCAACAAGGAUAAGGCCAAAAGCUGCUCCAUCAUGUGAAUAAGAUGGCUGCUGGGUAGAGGCAUUCCAUUGGUUGGUUCAGUUGACUGGAGGGUACGGGAUGCUUGGAGAUGAGGGGAUUUGGGUGAAAAAAAGAGGACAACAUUUUCUCCAGACCCCUCUCUCCUCCACAUCCUGCCUACCCUCGCUGACGACCCCCAUGUGGUCAUCUCUUUACUGUAGCUUCACACUGCCACAUGAUCCUCACCCCACCCACGUUCCAACAUACAUAUUAGUAAACCUGAGUGUGAUCGAUACUCAGUUUCUCUGCCCUUUCAACUCCAAAGGUGGUUGUAAACACUGCAUUUGAUUACAUUACGUUGAUGAGACCUUUUCAGAAUGCAGUGGUGUGUGCUUUCUCCUAUCCAUCUCCAUCUUAGUGUUAAUAUAAAAACGUGAUACCUGCUGAAAAGGCUCAGAUGGACACCUACAGUCAUGUGGUACAGAAGACUGAAAAAGAGGGGCCUGUAGAGUAAGUCCUUAGACUCCAUAACCUCAGUAGUACUACAUCCAAAAAGUUACCUUUGUAAAGGACAGUGGGGUAUGGGGGAGGGAUAUGGCAAGCACUGUCUUCAGUAGAAGCUGUGGGAAGGAUGAAGCACAACCAGGACUGAAGCAGUACAAUGUGACUCCUCACUCACAUGGGCCACCAACAGUCUCGGGAGGGCAUGCUGUGACAGAUAAGACGGAGAGCCAUAUAAAGGAUGCGGGUAUUUGUUUUUGUCACCCUUCCUCCCCUUUUAUGAGUUGCCAUCCAUCUCAGUUCUAAUGGCCUCUCUUCUGUAUCCCCGUUAUUACCUCAGGUAUUGAUUGAGGUUCUAGAAUGUGCUGUUCAUUAUUAUUUCUCUCGUGAUGCAGUAAAUGCUGCUCUUUGGACAGCGGCAUUACCUGUUCUCUUGAGGAAAUAUAUUAAGAAAUCUUGAUUUCACAUCAGCCCUUUCAUGUCCAUCUGUUUACUCUGAAAUGCCAAAAGCAGAAAGACCCCUGGCUAAUGUAAGAUUUGGAUCAUUUCUCUUUCUAAAAUCUUCUGACUUGUGGUUACAUAAACCUUGAGCUUUUAUCUGUAACAUCGAAAGAGUCAAGUAACCAUGAUGCCUAAACAAGCUGAAUCGUGCCUGGGAUCAGCUAAAUCUAGGUCCUCCUCCUGUGGCAAGGGUGACAGCCCAUCUGGGGUUCGUCAUUCCAAUAGUCUGGCUAGUUGCCUUGAAAAAAGAAGGUGUCUCUUUCAACUGAGUGUUCUUGUGGGUGUCUGGAUCAUGAUACGGGAGGUGGGUUUUAAUACAAAUGAACAAACAGGCUGGUCCUGUAUGGAGAAAGUUGUUUUAACAUUUUCUUCUCACUUAUUAUUUGUGAUUGGUGAUUAUUUCUGUUUUCAGAAAUACCCUUCUUAAAACUAUUUGUUGUUAUCUUUGUUGAGGUCCUUAUUGAAUUUUCUGAAGUAAUAUGGUUUUAGGGGCUGCCAACAGCUGACUAAUUGAGAAUGGGUGAUUUGUAGGUUUGCACAGAGGCUCAGAGUUCCUCGCCAUACAGAACACUGGAAUUUAAUGUGUUGCCUAGCAACACCAUGAGCAGGGCAAGAGCUGAGUCCUGGUUACUGGGAUGCCAUGGUUCCUGUGUCUGAGAGAGAAGGAUGGCUCUCCAGCAGGGAGCCUCACUUUUCAUUUUGUAGCAUCAGACAGGGGCCUUCUCUCACCAUGCUGAUGGCUGGACAGAUAACAAACUGUAAUCAUCCCCAAACUGGUGGUGGCAGUUUUGGGCCUUUUGGAAACAACAUAACCAUUAGUAGGCUAUAGUGCGUAGCAUGACCUUACAUCUGCCAGAGCUGUUAAGACAAAGUCAAUUUGACUGAGAGAUCAUGUCACAAAGGAAUCUCGUUUAUUUUCUGUGGACAGACUUUCUAUGGUUGUAGAUAUUUCUUUGUUGAGAUGGUUGUUGAACUCCAAAGGAUGUUAUCAAAGGAAGCUGGUGUCAAGAUGAGUGAUAGACCUAAUCAAGUCUCAUCGGAUGUGUCGCCAGGUUGGUUUGAGAAUGGAGUUAGCUUGUAUUGUUGAUGUUUAGGCACCUGGAAUGACCAGUUAAACCAUGAAAUAUUAUUGUUCCCGGCGUGUUUUACAGUUUCCUAUAGGUGUUCGCUUAAUUUAUUCAAUACUGUAUCACUCGUAAUUUUAUUUGAUGUGCAGUAGGCUAAAGCCUUGCCCUAAACUAUGUUGAAGACCUGUGCUUUUAACCAUCCUUUUCAUUUAUUGUUAAUUAAUCUGAAUAAAGAUAAUGUAUCUGUUCUUCAGAUACAUUACUUUUCUGCCUUUUUAUUCUUGGAGACUCACAACACGUGUCACAGAUGCACAUUCUGUAGUAAGGAGAACUCAGACACCGGCAGCCCACGAAAAUAUAAAUUGAUAAAAUUGACAAAAGCAUCAAACCACAACACAGCAAUAACAGCACAAAAGCAUUGUCAUACACAAAACGUUUGCCAAAACGCAGAAUUUCAAAUCAAGUGUAAUAAUGCUUUUGUGUUGUCACUUAAUGCUGAGGUUUUGUACAUGUUCGUUUUUUCCAAUUAUCUUCUGUUAAUGCUAUUAUGUCAAGGAUUAAUGUUAUUGUGUUGUGAGCUUUUGUUUUCUUCGCUAAUGUUGUUUUGAAUAAAAACUAGAAUUGAUUGUCAUGGCUGAUAACAUAUUACAAAUGUGCAGUCAUGAUUAAUGCAAUUGAAGACUAUGCUGUAGGCCUAGUUGAAUGCCUAAGUCUUAACAUUUGGAAGAAAAAGCAGCAUGAGCACAGGACAGAAAGUUAUAAUUAUAUGAAUGAUUCUUAUAGUUUAUUCUCUUUCAAAGGGAGCUCUUAAGCUUUAACCAUAGCAAUCUACAUAUGAAUAACCACUAAAACAAGCAGUAAAGUGUUUCUGUAUGAAAUUGGAUUCCAGAUUGAAGAUAUGUAGAGUUACAGAGAAAUGUUUGAUAACUGGGCUGGUCACUGCUCAUUGUUAGGUUUUCUGGAGGACUGAUGUUGCUGUUAUACAUUCACCAAGAGACUGAUGUAACAGCAGAAUAUUAUGCAAUGGUCAGGGUCACAUAGUAUUCCAAAAAUCCUUACUGGCCCCCUUUAUAGUGUUUCAUUGUCAAUAAA